Molecule: messenger RNA, 1137 nt
Organism: Esox lucius (northern pike)
Lineage: Eukaryota; Metazoa; Chordata; Actinopteri; Esociformes; Esocidae
Exons: 10
Coding region: 177-971 (264 amino acids)
Source: RefSeq, a predicted model, not a curated record
GCGAAUGUGGCGCGAAUCUGUAUUUUUCCACCCAUCAUCAAGCCAACCGCCAGAUUACAGAAAGCUCUUCACGUCAGAAAGCGAAAGCGUCAUAAGCAGCUGUGUGAAGCAAUGCUAUACGCAGGGGCUGAUUGGGUGGAGAAUGGGAAGCAGAUGGAAGAAGUUUUGCCAUUGAAAUGGAUCGACACAGAGACCAAAGUGGUGCGAUGGCCUCUAAAAAAACGUGUCUGUGGCACAUAAGCACCUUUUACAACCACAAGAGGACUGUAAACCGACAGGAGUGUGAAAAAUAUAAUUACACCUCAGCUCAAACCGAAGAGGAGGACACAGUCAGUCAAAAGAGAAUGAAGAAAAUAAGGACAUUUGAAGAUUAUGUUCAAGAUUUGUCUCCUGAGGAGGAUGAGUCCUUGCCAGACAAGAAAAAGGAGGAUACAGUCUUGCUUCCGGUUCCUCCGCCAAAGAUUAAGCUCUCACAUAGGGGACAAAAUGCAAGGCUGCUCGAGUUACCUGCACCCCCAGAACUGGCUAACACCGCCAUUAGACAACCAGCGAGUCCUGCAUCUUCAGACAUUUCUGGAUGUUCUCGUCCAACGCCUCACCGUUCACCCACAAGGUCUGAAUCAACAGAAGCAUUUAGUCCAGAGUCUGCCAGAUCUAUGGAUCUUGCACACCUCAGCGUGGAGUUUGAAAGCCAUCACAGUCCGGGAGCAGAAAGAGUCGGGCAUCCUCAUCCAGUGUCCCAGCUCUCAAAGGUGGGAGGGAGAAACCAUAAAGACUGCGUCCAUAAAGUGAUGGAGAGGCUUUUCACCAACAAUCUAAUGGCUGGUUUCAACAUGAAGGGGCAGGGUCGCAGUGAGAAAAAAGCCUUCCAGGAUACAGUUUUUUACUCUUUGGUAAAAGGUAACUGCAUUUUUCAUGUUUAUACAGGUGCUUCUCAAAUUAGAAUAUUGAAAAAAGUCAAUUCAUUUUAGGAACUUAACAGGUGAGACCAAUGUAUUAGACUCAUUACAUGCAAAGUGAGACAUUUCAAGCCUUUAUUUGUUAUACAUUUGAUUAUGGCUUACAGCUUAUGAAACCCACAAAUUCAAAAUCUUGCAAAUUCAGAAUAUUACAUCAAAUCGAUAAAGGAAUUUUAAA